UCUACUUUUAUCAAACUAUGAAAUUUAGUGGAAUAAGCUUAUCGUAGGAAUAAAAGUGACUGUUUACCAAGACAGUUUGCACGUAAGAUAUUUAAAUACAAUAAAGCAAUUCACGGAUUUUGACAAAUGGCACGGUACCACCAGAUAACCGCAAAUUCAUAUUAUGAGGCUGGUAAAACUCUCGGUUCAUUAAAAGCCAGCGAAAUAAAGCGUGUGCUUGGAGACUACAAAUCGUCCGACUUCCGGCGCGCAGUGCUCCGCUUUCUCGCCACUGAAGAGGGCCAUCGCCAGUACAAAGAGUUAAACAACACAGUGCGCAUGCGCUGUGCUGAGUACGUAGACGAGCUUCAGGGAGUGGCCGACGGUUCCGACUGUGACUACAAUGAUCUGUUCGAGAUGAACGUCGAUUGUGAGAUGACUGCCGCAAUUGCGCUGGUCCCGGUCGCCAGUCACGGCGUCAGCUACUGGGCUUACAUGGACGGCUGUACAAACGUAUCCAUACAGACCCCGGGUGGCAACGUCUACUUUGGGCAUACAGAAGAUAUUUCGCCUCAAAUGAAAGACCUAUCCUGCAUGGUUACCAUGGAAAUAAGAGACGGAAACAACCAGGUCAUCGAGCACUGGACGGACUUCGUGGUGCCAGGUCUGUUGCCGGGAUCCAAGUUCGGUUUCAACAAACACGGUGUGAUGUUUGGCCAUAACAACGUCUACCAGCAGGGAUUGAAUGCGGCGGGCAUACCCCGCAAGUUUAUGGGCCGCUCACUGCUGAAGGCUCGGAGCACGGAAGACGCUAUUGCGAUUUUGAAGACUCCUCCGGGUAUUGCAAGUGCCUUCAGCUUUAACUUUCUGGAGCGAACAACAAAAGGCUUUCAUGUCAAAAACACUUUGAUUGAGGCGGCGGGAUGUUCCUCCACUAAACCAAUGGUGGCCGUGUUUAAACCACGGGGCUUCUAUCAUCACUGUAACAUGUUUCAGCAUCUCGACUUCCCCUGUCACCCGGAAGAGAGCUCCAUUCACCGAGCUGCCACACUCGCGAACUAUGUCAACGUGUUCCAGGCCGACCACCUCGAUCCCGACAGAGACCCUUGGGAGGAGAGGUCACCGGGCACUGCCACCACACAGAACUCAGGAGGCGGUCUUAAUGACCUGCUACGGCAGAUCCUGUCUGACACGCACGAUGUCAAGUUUCCGGUGUACAGAAGUGGACUGGAACCGGAUUACCUUGCGACGGCCGGCACCGGUGUAUACAACGUAGCUGCUGGAUCGUGCGACGUAUAUUUCAAUAUGGCGUCUGACGGACCGCCGGAUUUCUCAUUUAUUGUUCCGAAGUCGACUAAGAACGUUUGAGCUGCUUAUAGGAAUGGACGUCGCAACACUUUUUUGGCGUGCAGGGUAGUUAAGAAGACGCAAUUAAGCGGCAUGCACAGUGCAGACGCUACGACUCGUGCAUAAACAGAUUAUUCUACGUUUAAAUUUUAAUAAAUACUUGAUUUUA
Mya arenaria is the source of this 1495-nucleotide messenger RNA. RefSeq lists its product as uncharacterized. The record is from RefSeq and is a predicted model, not a curated record. The transcript has 9 exons. Lineage: Eukaryota; Metazoa; Mollusca; Bivalvia; Myida; Myidae. The coding region runs from base 127 to 1347 and encodes 406 amino acids.